UAGUUAAUGAUGUUGCACAUUUUAUAUGCAUUUUAUAGCAUUGUGCUUGUCGUAAGAGGGGAGACUCUCCAGAGCCAUUAAUAGCCUAUCAUACGUAUAGCAUUGUGCGGUUUAUCAUAAUAUAUCUAAUCGACGAAUUUAUGUGAAAAUAAGUAUAAGAAUUAUUGUUUGAGUUAAAUUUAUUCAACUUGUUACUCUAACGAAGUAUAAAAAUGUCAGAUAAGGAAACAGAUGAAGAGAAACCUGUAGUAGCAAAAACAGCUGUAGAUCUGCAAAGAUUAAAACUUACAAAGUUAAUGAAAAACGUAGAUAAGCCAGUUGUAUUACCAGAACGUCCCAAAGCCAAAAAUACACCUUCUGUACCAGAAUUUGUUCGCAAUGUUAUGGGUAGCAGUGCUGGAGCAGGUAGUGGAGAAUUUCAUGUAUAUAGACAUUUACGACGCAAGGAGUAUGCACGUCAAAAAUUUAUCCAAGAAAAAGCACGCAAGGAACUUUUGGAUGAUGAAUAUCAUCAGAAGCUGGAAGAAAAUAAAAGAUUAGCAGAAGAAGCAACAGCAAAAAAACGGGCUAAGAGAUUGAAAAAGAAGCAGGCUCGUAAGCAGAAGAAACGAAUAAAAACUACUGAGCAAAAUGUCACAGAAGAAAAGGAUAGUUCAGAAGAAGACAGUUCAGAUGAAGAUGAAGAAACUAGAACUGUAGAAAGUAGUGAAGUAAAUGAAGAAAAAGAUGAUAUAAAUAUUAAAAAUUAUUCUAAGAGCAUGUCUAAAAAUGAAAGUGAAACAAAGGCAGUAAAAGAAUCAUUUGCAGAAGAAAAUCGAGAUAUAUCAAAAACAUCUUCUGAUACAUCUAGUGAAAAUGAUACAUGACGAUACAUAUCAAUAUUUUUUAUCUUAGAUUUAAAAUUGUAUAUUUUUUAAUCAAUCGUCUAAAAUUUAUUAACUUAAUUCAUUAGAAUUACUUAUAUUACUACAUUAUGUAUUGCUAUAAUCCAAUACAAAUUCCAUAUAUAUUAUGUACAUUUCACCCAGUAAUGUUAAAAUAAUUUAUUUAAAUAAUGUAUAUUGAGAAAUAA
Messenger RNA from Linepithema humile (Argentine ant), 1072 nucleotides. Its product is annotated as PRKR-interacting protein 1 homolog. Gene Ontology annotation, cellular component: nucleolus. The record is from RefSeq and is a predicted model, not a curated record. Lineage: Eukaryota; Metazoa; Arthropoda; Insecta; Hymenoptera; Formicidae. Gene Ontology annotation, biological process: negative regulation of protein kinase activity. Gene Ontology annotation, molecular function: protein kinase inhibitor activity; double-stranded RNA binding; protein kinase binding.